AAAAUAAGUAAAAUGCUAGACGAUCCUAGAUUAAAGAUUGUUGAAGGAAUAGAUGGAGAUUAUGUUAUAAUAGGUUUUCCUCAUCAUUUGGGAGCAAAAAGAGACAAUGUUAGGAUUGGAUAGGAUCAUGGACCAGAUUGUUUAAGAAGAUUUUUACCAAGAAUAGGUCCUUUAAAAAAUGCUGAAUAUAUGAAAGAUAUUAGCAAUUUUAUUAUUUCUGAUUAUGGAAAUAUACAUGUUGAUGAUGAUUAAAAUUUGGAAAAACUUUUAGAAAAAUUGAAUUAAAAAGUUUAAAUUAUAUAAAAUAAGAAUCAUACUCCAAUAAUAAUAGGUGGAUCAAAGGACUGUGUUUUUGGUGUUGUUAGUGAUGAUUUACAUGUAAUUUCAAUAAAUCAUAUUCCUGAUAUUUAAAUACCAUAUGAUGGGAAUAAACCAAGUAUUAAUUCAGGCUUAAGAGCAUCAAAAAGUAAGAUUUCUAUAACCUAUUUUGGAUUUGAUAAUAGUAAGUUAAAUUAAGAUGAAUAAAAUUACAUAAAUGAAAAAUGUAGUGGAUAUAGUUUAUAGUAAAUAAGAUAGGUUUAAAAGAUUUAUCAUUAAGAUUUAACAUCUUAAAUAACAUAAGCUGGAAUAAUGUUCAAUUAAAUACUUAAGAAUCUUUAAGGAAAAAGAAUUCAUAUUUCAGUUUCUUUAGAAGCUAUUGAUGUAUAUUUCUAUUUAAAAAUAGUCUGCUUUCUGUCCUGGAGUAAGUAGGCCUUGUGUAUAAGGCUUAAGUGUAGAAGAAAUAUUUGAAAUAAUUUAUUUGGCAGGAAAACAUUCUGUAAGUUUGGAUAUUACUGAUUAUAAUCCAACAAUUGAAGAUUAUAGAACAGGAUUUCUACUAGGGAAUUUAAUUUAUUAUUAUAUUUUAUCAAAAGGAAAUGAUAUAAAUUGA
Molecule: messenger RNA, 931 nt
Organism: Paramecium sonneborni
Lineage: Eukaryota; Ciliophora; Oligohymenophorea; Peniculida; Parameciidae
Source: the annotation of a GenBank genome assembly